Molecule: messenger RNA, 1047 nt
Organism: Prunus armeniaca (apricot)
Lineage: Eukaryota; Viridiplantae; Streptophyta; Magnoliopsida; Rosales; Rosaceae
Source: the annotation of a GenBank genome assembly
AUGGGGACAGGGGAAGAGGGCACGCCUUCUAAGCCUUCCAAACAAGCUUCUACAGCUCAGGAAAUACCAACAACACCUUCAUAUCCAGAUUGGUCCAGCUCUAUGCAGGCUUAUUAUGGUCCUGGAGCUACUCCACCUCCCUUUUUCGCCUCUACUGUUGCUUCCCCAACUCCACAUCCCUAUAUGUGGGGAGCCCAACAUCCUAUGAUGCCGCCAUAUGGAACUCCAGUUCCGUACCCAGCCAUGUAUCCUCCAGGUGGAGUUUAUGCUCAUCCUAGUAUGGUCGCGACUCCAGCCUCAGCACAGACAAAUCCAGAGUUGGAAGGGAAGGGCCCAGAUGGGAAAGAGCGGGUUUCAACCAAAAAACCCAAGGGAACUGCAGGAAAUACAGGUUUGGUUGGUGGCAAGGCUGGGGAGAGUGGAAAAGCAACUUCAGGUUCAGGAAAUGAUGGCGCUUCACAAAGUGGUGAAAGUGGUAGUGAGGGUUCAUCAGAUGGCAGUGAAGAUAAUGCUAACCAACAGGAGUAUGGUGCAAACAAGAGGGGAAGCUUUGACAAGAUGCUUGCAGAUGGGGCAAAUGCACAGAAUACUGGGGCAAAUGUUCAAGCUUCAGUGCCUGGGAAGCCUGUCUCUAUGCCUGCUACUAAUCUGAAUAUCGGAAUGGACUUAUGGAAUGCAACCCCUGCAGGUUCUGGAGGAGCUAAAAUGAGAGCAAAUCCAUCAGGUGCUCCAUCAGCUACGGGAGCUGACCACUGGAUUCAAGACGAACGUGAACUGAAAAGACAGAAAAGAAAGCAAUCAAAUAGGGAGUCAGCUAGGAGGUCAAGAUUACGGAAGCAGGCAGAGUGUGAAGAGCUACAAGCAAGGGUGGAGACAUUGAGCAAUGAGAAUCACAACCUUAGAGAUGAACUGCACAGGCUCUCAGAAGAAUGCGAGAAACUCACAUCUGAGAAUACUAAUAUAAAGGAAGAGUUGACACGAGUGUGCGGACCAGAUUUCGUAGCAAACCUUGAGCAGCAGCCUGGUGGUGGUGAGGGCAACAGUUGA